CCACUUUCUUCUCCAAUUUCAGUGUUCCCGGGAGAAAUCAUGGAUGAAAAGCUGUCCUACAAGGAGUUCCUCGACCGCAAUGACACGUGGGCCAUGGAUGACAGAGAUCUGUGCUUUGAGCCACAGCCUGUGUUCAAACCCAUGGAGAUGGCAGACCCCUUUGGUGUGCACCGAGCAGAGAACCUGCCAGACCUGUCCUUUCCUCCUGAUAUGAAGAAUGUGCAGCUCUUCACAGACCAUGCUGACGCUUCCACAGAAAUCCAUGUGCCACAUGGGUCUGUGAUGGUGCCCCAGCAACCUUUCCUGGGGUCCCCCUAUUGCCCUGCAGAGGUCUUGGACCCGUCAGCCUUCAUGGGCCUUGAUUCAGCUGCACAGUUUCUGCAAGACAAAGCAGUGCCUGAAGAUCAUUGGAUGGGAGCUCAGCAUUACGCAAAGGGACCGGAUGCCUCUUUCUUUGCCGAGCCCCCAGUGCCCCCCACAGCCCUGGAAGCAGAAGUGCUGACUGUGCCGGAGUGCCCUGCAGCAGCAGCUCCUUACUUUGUUCCUACGGCGUUAGCAGCAUCUCCAGCAGAGGCCGAAGCUGCCGAGGCACCACAAGCAGAUGCUGAGAAUGUUGUUGCCUCGGAUGCAGAGCAAGCUGGGCCCGUCCUGGCAGGGGACACGAAGCCUCCUCAUGCUGUGGAUGCUGGAUCUGUGCCUCCAGCAGAAGCUGAGCCCCCCCAGGGCACGGAUCUGGGCUUUGCCCCUGCAGCAGAGGCCAAACCUCCCAGUGCUGCUGCUGCAUCCACCCCAGUGCUGGAUGCUGCCUGGAGCCCAGCUGCAGACGCUCAGCCCCAUUGCGCCGUGGAUUUGGAGUUCUCCCCAGCAGCAGAUAUGGAUCCUCACCAUGCUGUGGAUCUGACAUUUGCCCCUGCAGCUGAUGCUGAGUCUCAUCGUGCUGCAGAUUCGGAGUUUACCUUUCCAGCAGAAGCAGACCAUCUUCACGCUAUGGAUUCCAGCACUGCUCCAGCACUGGAUGCCAAACCUUCUCCUGUAGAUUCAAGUUUUGUCUCUGCACCAGAAGCAAAGUCUGUCUGUGCAGCUGACACUGAAGUCACUGCAGUGGAAGAGCUGGUGACAUCCGAGCCCUCUGCUGAGUGUGACAAGUCCCCCUCCCAAGAAGCUCCUGCAGAAACAACUGUAAGCAUGGAACAAGAACCAAAAGCCCCCGAGGGUUAUGUUGAUGUUUCAUUAGAGAAAGUGAAGGACGGCUCACCGUCUGCCAGCCACCACGCUGAGCACCUUCCAGCACCAACCAACCACGUCCCAGAACCCACAGUUCCAGUAGAAACAAAAGAAGACACAGCGCUAGAAAACAAAGAGCUCCCUUCAGAGCAGAGUGUCACUGCUGUGGAUGUGCCUGCAAUGGAGCAGCGGAAGGAGGAGGCUGAGCAGAACCACAUCCAGCACACGGAGCCCCCGCAAGAAGCAGCCCUGCGAGAGCCUGCAGGUCCGCCUCCUGCACAAAUGAGGCAAGCUAACAAACCGAGUGGACGCGGGGUUGGCCGAGCGCAGCCUGCCCUGCUGCCCACUGCAGAUGGAGCAGAGGAGCACCCCGUAGGUCCCCCGCAGCAGAAGAGCUCUGAGCCUGGAGCAGAGCAGCGCUGUGCUGCAGAGCUGCCGUGCGCUGCCGGAGCUGCCCUGCAUGGCACGGCUGCAGCCAGGAGGGCGGCGGAGCCUCUCCCAGAGCUCAGGCAGAGCUGCAGAGAUGCGCCGCGGGAGAGCUGGGAUAUGGAAGGAGCUCUGGCCAUGGGCAAGAAGAAGAAAAAGAAACCGAAGCAAAGGAGGAACCAUCUGCCAAGAGCCGUGGAGUUCUGGGAUGAAAACACGGCGGUCUGCAGAGCUCCUAAGAGUUCUCCGUUAGCUGUUGAGGUGCAGAAAGCAGCCGUUGGGCCCGGCGCGCAUGCAGAGCUGUUGGUUGCCUCAGGAAACAGAGCUUCAGAUGUGCCAAAGGAUGCUGCAGUAAUGACUGGGAGUCACAUCCUGGAUGAUCCAAAGGGCCGUGUCGUGCCAGCGCCGGGCCGGCAGGGCACCAAGAGCAGCGCGCCGUUCAGAUCAGUGCUGGAUGAGAAAAACAGAGACAUCACGAGAGCAGAGGAAAUGAGAGCUGACAGCUCGAUGGUGCAGUGCGAAGGGAAAGGAAAGGUGCCCUCAGAGCAGAGAGGAGAGGCUGAGGUGGGGGAGCCCAUAGCAGCAGAGGUGCCAGCCACGUCUGUGGGAAGAUUUCCUGAUAGAGAUGGGAAGAGGGAGGGUGGGGAGCCAGCGUGGGCUGAGCUGAAGGCAUCUCCUUCAGCAGCCAUCGAUACAAGCAAGGUAGAAACUCCUUCAGAGAUUAAACCUUCCCAAAUUCUCCCUUCUGAUAAAGGUAAGGAUGCUAAGGGUGUACCUCCCAAGCACAGAGCACCCAGUGACACCAGCUGCGAGCUUCAGGCUUCCAAAGGGUCACUGGGAGAAGCAGCGCAGGAGAGUGGUGAGCAAAACAAAGGGCUGAGCAAUGGAUCCUUCCAGGCACCUCCUCCAGCCCCAUCCACCCUGCUUCCCAACAAGCCAAGGGCAGCAGAUGGAGCUAAGCUGGCAUCCCCCAGUGAGCGCGAGGCCGUUGGCUUAAGUACUUCUGAGGGAGUACUGAAGAGCCCAGCAGAUGCCACCAAAGUGUCUGUUACACCAUUAAUGGCUCAGAACCCCGAGGAAGGCUCUGCUCUGCAGAACAGGAAGGCUGAUGGUUCUGAGCAGCCAGCUCGAAUGGAAGGCAGAGCUGCUCCUGCUGAGGCAGCACACGGAGGUACAGCAGCGUAUUCCCCUGACAGAAACAAAGGGAAUGGGUUUAUUGCAGAGGAGCAGCAGACUGGAAGAGACCUCGGUGUUGCACACGGGAUGGACAGACCUAAAAAAAAGCGCAGUGAAGGGAAAGGCAGAAAAGUGAGAGGUUUCUCUGAGGGUCUGGAGGAUGUGGGCACUGAUGGAGUGAGGAUGGGGGAGGUGAUGAGGGAAAGGCCUUUCCCUGAUAAAGGCAGGGAGGGAGGUUAUUCUGCCAGGGGACACUGGGCAGACAAGCCCAAAAAGAGAGGUAACGAUGGGAGGAGUAAAAAAGGAGAAAAAAGCUUUUUCCAGCAGCCUUUUGUGGAGAGUAAGAUGGGCCUUAAUAGCUCUCCUGACAGAGCUGGCACAGCUCAGGAGGUCAGCCAUGAGAGGGGCUGUGUCACUGCUGUGUGCUUCCAGGAGAACACGUUGGAUGUAAGUGCAGCACAAAGGCCCAUUGAGGGAGUAACAGAGGAGCCCAGAGAAAAUGCUGGGAAAUGUGAGAUGGCUGAGCUGGGGGCUUUGGGCCAACAGUUCCUUCCAGCGGGUAGGAGAGAUGAUACAAAGCAUCUCGCCGUGGCUGACACCGUCAGCAAAACAAAGGAGGUCAAUGUUGUGGGUGAGGGCAGAGAGGCUGGAGAUGCUUCUCCAGGUGGAUGGGUUGGGGUGGGUUCUGAUGCAGACAAACGUAGGAAAAGGUGUAGUGAUGGGAAAAGGAAAAGGAGUGAGAAAGGGCCUUCUGGGCUGACGGCUGUCCUGGACACUGGGGUGGGAGCUCUUCCAAGCAAAGAGAAGGGCACUGGGGAAACGAAGGCAAUGGCCUCUGGGAAAGAGAAGGUGCCUGGUUCUGAAAGAGGGGUUUUGCUGGAGAACGUGGCAGCUGUAGCGAAGGAGGUGUUGGAAAAGCCCGAAGGAGAGGGUCAAAGUUCCUCUCAUCAGCCAGUUCUUCCAGGCCAUAAAACAGAGCCAGAAAUAGGCGAUGCUAAUGAAACGUGGCGCAGUGCUAAGUGCAAGGAGACAGAUGUCCAUCCAGCAGAGCACAGGGCAGACACAGUGAUGGCACCUGGUCCCACCGCGGAGAUGGAGGCAGACAGACCUGAGGAAAAAGGCAGAGGGACGAAAGGCAGAGAGGCUGAGGGCGGCCGUGGGCAGUCUGUAGCACCAGGUCUGGGUAUUAUCCCUGCCGUGGGUGGAGAGGUGGGAAAUGCUCAACAAGUUCAGCCUAAAGAGAACAAUUUCAGUGCUUCAGUAGGUCUGCCAGGUGACACAAGUGAUGCUACUACAGCAGCAGCUUGUGCUUUACCUCUGGAGCCAGAGAAGCUGAGCACAAGGGAUAAAGAGAGAUGCCAAGGGGCAGAGGUUGGCCCAGAGCUCCUCCUGGAGCCCAGCACAGGAGCGGAGUUGUGUCCUCCCCCUGGCAGCAGGGCAGUCAGCCUUCCUGGUGCAGAGCAUCCUGCAGAGGUGGAUCGCAGCUCAUCCGAGAGAUCUAAAAAGAGAGGUAGCGAGGGAGGAGGUAAAAAGCCCAAGGCUGGUCCUGAGCAGCCACCCGUGGGGCCUGAGAUGGAGUCUGGGAUGGAAGAAAUGGGCUUUGUAGAUGAGAACAGAAAUAUUAGUUUCCCCAUCGGCCCUCAAACGCUUUGGGAUAAUCAGGGAAACCACGUGGAGUCCUUGGCCUGGGGGGCGCAUGGGGGGCUGCCUUCAGCUGGAGUGGCAGUGGAGGAGAGCAGCAAGGAGCCCGGAUCCGGCGAUGGGAAGGAGGUGUGCAGCCAAGCACUGCCUGUGCAACCCAUGGGUGUGGGGCACGAAGAGCCUGGGAAAGAGGGGCCAAAGAAAGGGGAGCAUGGAGCCAAAGAGCGGUUGGAGGCAGAUGCACCGCUUUCUUCUGCUCGUUCAGCACAGCGAGGCGUUCAGUCAAGAAAGGAUGAAGUUCUGCUUUCUCCUGUGGUGAAGGCGGAUGAUAAAGGGACUGAUAAAAAGCAAAGCGGUGCCAGCACUGCCUCUGCCCUUCCCCGGGAGGAGGUGGACGCACAGCACUGCCCGGCACCCAACGGUGCCCGAGGGGUGGGGGAAGAAGGAGGGGUCCCCUCUGGGGAGAAGGGUGCCGUGGCAGUUGGGAGUGGAGCGUUGCAGGCUGCAGUGGAAGGGCUGAUGGGGAAGGACAGCGGGGGGAACGGCGUGGGUGCAGCCAUGGAGAGCAGCCAGAGCCCGCCUGGGUGGGGAGCUGAAGUAGAGGCACCUGCUGUGGGUCCGACUGCUGCCCCAACAUCCCACACCCACCCCGAGGAUGGCGGCGACGUUCAGCGCCGAACCGCAGAAGGCGAUGCUGGAGCAGCCCGCCCUGCUCAGGAACAAGAAGAACCCGACCCAAGAGCUGCCCCAGAGGCAAAGAAAGAGCGAGCGAAAGGCGCGGAGCAGCUGAAGGGCUACAUGAGACCCACCAAGGCCAGAGGGCAGCCCGCGCUGCCGGCCCGGCCCGCUGCUCCGGAUGGGGAGAAGCAGAGGCAGCUGAGAGGCAGCGCUGUGAGCCGGCCCAGGCAAGGCAAAGGUGUGUGCGUGUGAUGGGCUGGCAGCAAAACCUGGAGCUUGCGUGCGAGCAUCGCUGCUCGGCGGCAUGACCACGUCACCUUAAUCCUCGGUGGCACCAGCGAGCGGGGCAUGAGCGGUGUGUUGGCUGAUCCUAAAAGGCUGCUGGUUCUGCUUGCCUGGCGCACAGUGCUAAUUCCCAAACCUUAAAAGAUUCACAGUCUGGUCUGAGUUCCAGAACUCAAUGAUUUUUUAAUUCGUUCCGAGUUGAUUUUCCGUAUAAAUUUUGUAGCACUCUGAAUUUUGAAGCAAACUUGCACUUCUCGGUGUUAAGUUCCAUUAGCUUCUCCUCACCGGAGACCAAAAGUGGCAUCCGUGUGGGAUGCUGCAGUGAACCGUCGCCGUCACUGCGCAGCAUCGGUGCCACCAAAGGGCAGGAGCUGCACAUUCCCACGGCAGGGAACGUUCCCUCUCGCUGUCACGUUAUGGGGUUUGGUUUUAAUGCCCCUCCGGGCCAAGCGCAGCCAUCUGCUCCCCUCCUGCAGCUGGUCUGUGGCUUUGCCUGAAGGCGCCUCGAGCAUCUCUGUACAAAGCACCUCCUGCCAGAGCAACCACUGUGCUGGAGCAGAGCAGAACAGCAGAACCCCGCGCUGAUGGGCUUUGGGACUCUCCGCUGAGGAUGGACUGGAGGGGUUGGUGCUGUUUGCCUGGCUGCUGACCAAGGAACAGAUGGCAUUAAUUUCACAGAGUGAAAGGAAGUUCCUGGGAACUUCAGAACGGAGACUGUAGUCACGAUACAGAUGGUGUGUCAAAUAACACCCUGGGUUUUCUGCUCAGCCCGAGCCUUCCUCGGGAGAAAUUGGUGUCUGGGGAUCACAGAGGUCGGGUGCCUCAUCCCCAAUCCUUCUGCCUUGUCAUCAGGCGUGGAAGUUGGGUCUGUUCCUGCAGAGUUCCUCGCUGCCAGUUUGCAUGAUGCAGUCACUAACUUAACAACCGUCGAGCUCGAGUGCGCCUUAACAUGCUGGUCAGGUUGUGGAGAGGUUCUGUAAUUUUAAUGAGCGUUGCAUAACCCAAAGUAGUUCUAUUUUGGUGGAAGUGGUGUUCUCUGCAUGAACUUGUGCCUGCAGAAGUAAUGUUCUUUGGUGCAUGAUGCUACAAAAUGGGAAAGCUAAAGACAGCGUCAUCCUUUUUAUAGAGAUGUGUGUGUGUCUAACCUUUCCAUCAUCUGCUGGAAGUUGUUAUUUUCCUUGCUAAUGGGGUGCUGUCCUGGUAGGAGACCCAUGCAAAAAAGGAACUGGAGGAGCACAUCAGGUAAAUGCAGGUGGUGCAGCAGGGGCUCUUCCAUUUCCUUCUGCUGCUGCUCAGUGAGUGGCAACAGGGCAGCGAUGCCUGAGCUGAGUCCCCAUGUGGAGUAUGAGGGGUGUAGAUUGCCUUAGGCUGCAUCAGAGGAUGAGUGAGGGCAUGCAUCACUUGAAUGCAAGUCAGAAAUGGAAAUCAGGGAAGGGAAAGUGUUGAGAUUCAAGACCGUGAACGUAUGUGCUGCUUUGCUGGAUAGAGAAGGAAUUGAAGAGAGCCAAGAGAUGGUAUGGUUGUCCAAACGUUUAUGAGGCUGAUGGGCCGUGGGCUGUACAUGCUGAUGGGGUCAGGGGUUGUACUCAGCAAUGGGGCCAUGGGUUGUGCUUGAUGGUGGGGCCAUGGGAUGUGGUUGGUGAUGGAGCCAAGGUUUGUACUCACCAGUGGGGCCGUGGUUGAUGAUGGGGCUGUGGGUUUUACUUGGGUAGUACUUGCCUUCUACCUGCUGCUUCAUUCUCCUGUUAAGAUACUCAGCAGACCAUGGGCAGCACUCUGUGUGUUAGGUGGGACUGUGAAGCUGACACUUGGCAACAUCUAACAGAGAAUCGUAGAAUAACACAUCCUGAGUUGGACCAUCUGCACACGGGAGCUGCUUUGUUGCCCCAGGGGGCGAACAGUGAUGCGUGACCAGAAUAAUGUGGAUAUUCUGGACAAUCUUCUGCUGAGGUUUGGUAACUGAAAUCUCUUCAGAGACAGGCUGAAGUCUCACACUGUGUUCUAGAAUAACAGGACGGCGCUCCAAAAUGCAUCAGCUCCUGCAUGAACUGCUAAAAUAGGUCUGGGCUCGGUGAUACGGCUCCCUGGGGAGCCAUGGCAACAGUGAUGCUGCAGAUUUCUUGCUGAUGAAGUUGUGUGUCGUGGAUUAACUCUCCCUACAAACUUCUGUAUAUAUAUAUUUUUAAUAUUUUUUAAUUUCAACAGCGAUUUAAAGUGAGGAAACAUCAGGAUGUAGCUCUGUUCGUGCAGUUUGAAUUUGAUCUGUUGUGCAUCUUUUGCAUCUGUUUCGGCCUCUUGUUUUUGUUGUUGCCAACGUAAGAGCUGCCCCAGAUUCUUCUGCAAAACUGCUUUGUGCCCUUGGAUGUUGGGGGCAGCUGAUGAUCAGAGUUCAGUGCUUCCACAGUCUCCACUCAUCCCUACAGGGGCUGCAGUUCUCCUGUGGGACCCCAGGCUGUAAUUGGGUUUGUCCUAAUGAGGAACGGAACGCGCUGGGCUGCCACCUCUGUGCUUGGGGACGUGUCCUUAACAACAGAGCUGCUCUGUAACGGUGCUUUCUUAACUAUCAGGAUAACAUCACACCACGUUAAUGAAGCCAUGGGUUGUGCUCACCUGUGGGGCCAUGAGCUGUGUUUGAUGAUUUGCUAAUUAUCCCAGGUAGUUGUAGGAGGUGGAAGCAAGGCAAUGGCACCAGCCAGUUCUCCUGUCAGCCCUAAACGUGUUUAUGAAGCAACAAGAGAACUUUGCUCUUACCUCCUUUUCCUCCAAAAAGCACCGGUGUGUAUUCAGUUCUGUUCACGGGGAUAUCAGUUCCAGUGUUAAUGAAGAGGUGAAUAUAGAAGGCAAUGUAGCAGGCUGCUAGGGAUCCAGAGGCCCCUCUGUGUGCUGUUUCUCAGUUUGUAGCUCCAAAGGUGUUCCUAUGAGGAUGUGCUCCUGUAAGGUUGUGUCCCUGCAGGCACCCAAGGGCAGGGGGUGGGCUCUGAGCACCGAUGGGGCUGUGGGUGCCCCUGUGCACUGCAUGGAGUG
Centrocercus urophasianus (Greater sage-grouse) is the source of this 8454-nucleotide messenger RNA. RefSeq lists its product as uncharacterized. The transcript is spliced from 9 exons. Lineage: Eukaryota; Metazoa; Chordata; Aves; Galliformes; Phasianidae. Bases 40 to 5397 code for a protein of 1785 amino acids. The record is from RefSeq and is a predicted model, not a curated record.